Messenger RNA from Medioppia subpectinata, 1952 nucleotides. Lineage: Eukaryota; Metazoa; Arthropoda; Arachnida; Sarcoptiformes; Oppiidae. The record is from the annotation of a GenBank genome assembly.
UAGCAAACCAUUUUCACUUUUACAUCCAGAUAAUAAUUAUUAAAUUUUACUGGUUGUUUAAACUAUACUGUAAUAAAAACAUUAUGGUAGUAGCGAUGGAAAUGGUAUCGGAAUUGAAUGUCCAAAAACUGGACGGAAUGAUUGGCAAAGGGGGAGUAGGACUCGACCAGACCAUACAAUCGGUGGACAUAUCGUGGUUAAAUAUUGAGGUGUUCACCACAGUGACCAAGAGCAUGUAUAAUUGUUAUAAAACUGUUAACAUGCCCAAACAACUUAUUUUUAACGUGUCGGGUGAAGUAAAGGCCGGCCAGUUGUUGGCUAUUAUGGGCUCCAGUGGCGCCGGAAAGACAACUCUAUUGAAUGUAUUGACGACCAGAAAUCUAGGAAAGCUUGCGGUCAACGGAGAGGUGCUAUUGAAUGGACAGGCAGUGAGUCCGGAGAAUAUGGCGUCCAUUUCCUCGUAUAUUCAACAGCACGACAUGUUUUACCCGUUGCUUACCGUCAGAGAACAUCUCAGUUUUCAGGCAUUGUUGCGAAUGGACGGCAGUUUGACUAAUGAGGAGAGAAAUGAAUGCGUGGAGCAUAUGAUUAAGAAGUUUAAUUUAAUGAAAUGCGCGAAAACUAAAAUUGGGGGCAAAUUUGCGUUCAAAGGUAUUUCCGGCGGCGAAAUGAAACGCUUGGCCUUUGCUUCAGAGGUUUUGACAAACCCUUCACUCAUGUUUUGUGAUGAGCCGACGAGUGGUUUGGACUCAUUUAUGGCCGAAAAUAUUGUACAGACACUGAAGACAAUGGCAUCGGAGGGACGGACUAUAAUUUGUACUAUACAUCAGCCCUCGUCUCAGGUCUUUGAGCUUUUUGAACAUCUCUUACUUAUGGCCGACGGAAGGGUUGCCUUUAUGGGCAAACGAACCGAAGCGCAGCAAUUUUUCUCGUCCAUCGGUUACGCAAUUUGUGACGAGUUUCAAGAGUCGUCUUUCGGCACAGAAAUGUCUGCCGAAACGUUGGCCUUAAAUAAAUCAAAUAAUAAUAUUAAGGCCAUUGAAGUGGCCGUCGGUUCGGACAACUAUCGAGUGGGCGUUUUUCGCCAAUCGGUGGCCUUAUUUUGGCGCACAUAUGUGCUAACCAUACGUAACCCCCGAUUCUUGCGUGGUCAAUUGUUUCGAGCCAUUAUUAUGGGUCUAAUGAUGGGCACUAUAUUCUAUAAACAAGGUGCUAAUUUGGCCGGCAUUCAAAACAUUAACGGUGCGAUUAAUAUAAUUACCCAGAAUAACGCUAUGAUGACCAUGAUGCUUUCCAUUACGACCUUCUGUAUGGACACCGCUAUACUGUGUCGCGAACACCACAACCGUAUGUUUGCUAUUUUCCCGUACUUUAUAGCCACUGUCAUUAUUCAGUUCCUGAUGUUUAUAACAAUCUCGAUCGUUUUUGUGGUCCUACUCUACUAUAUGAUUGGUUUCUACCCGACGGCGACCGCGUUUUUUAGAUUUAUUUGCACCACAGUAUUGAUGUGCACCAGUUAUGCGAUAUCGAGCCUAUGUUCUACAUUUCAAAUGGCCAGCACUGUGCUUGGUGCUUUUAUUUCGCCGUUAGUACUGUUGAGUGGUUUCUAUGUGAACACCGGAUCUGUGCCUAAAUGGUUGGUUUGGGCGAAAUACCUGUCGUUCAUAUACUAUGGCUAUGAGUCCAAUGUUGUCACGCAAUGGAUUGAAGUGACGGACAUUCCGUGCAAUUUAGAGCCCGAUUCGACCAACACUUGCUUCCAGAAUGGGGUGCAAGUGAUUGAGGCCCAGAACUUCACAGUCGACAGCUUCUACAUCGACUCCCUGGCCAUGACUGGCAUGACUUUGGCCUACCUUUUCAUCACAUACUUAGGCCUACUCUGGAAGACCAGAAAGAAUUGAUUAUUUCAACCAUUAUUUUGUUAUUAUUUAGUAAUUGUUAAGUUAACUGUC